Molecule: messenger RNA, 3090 nt
Organism: Heterostelium album PN500
Lineage: Eukaryota; Evosea; Eumycetozoa; Acytosteliales; Acytosteliaceae
Gene: gpaC
Product: G-protein subunit alpha 3
Exons: 8
Coding region: 1-3090 (1029 amino acids)
Biological process (GO): adenylate cyclase-modulating G protein-coupled receptor signaling pathway
Cellular component (GO): heterotrimeric G-protein complex
Molecular function (GO): G protein-coupled receptor binding; guanyl nucleotide binding; GTPase activity
Source: RefSeq, a predicted model, not a curated record
AUGGCUGUAAAAGAUAAGAAGAUCAUUAAAGAUGAGGAGUCAUCAGAUUCUUCAGAUUCAUCAUCUUCGUCAUCAUCAUCAGAAAGUGAGAAUGAAUCGAAAUCAAAUAAGAAAUCAGUAUUAAAGAGAAAGAAAGGAUCACCAUCAAAGGACUCAAAGAGAUCAGAUUCAUCAUCAGAUUCGUCAUCAGAUUCUUCUUCUUCAUCAUCAUCAUCAUCAUCAUCAGAGUCUGAGGCAGAGAAACCAUCAAAAGCAAAACAACAAAAGGUAGAAGAAAAGAAAUCAGAUUCAGAUUCAAGCAGUGAAUCAGAGUCCGAGUCAGAAUCAAGCAAAUCAAGUGAAUCGGAAUCGGAAUCAUCAGAUGUAGAUAUGAAAAAGGUUAAUUCUGACAGUGAAUCAGAAUCAGAUUCAGAUUCAGAGUCAAGCAGUGAAUCAGAAACAGAAAUAAAGAAUAAAUCAAAAGAGUCUAAAGAAUCAAAAUCAGAAUCAUAUUCAGAGUCAGAAGAUGAGAAAAUGAAAGAAGAUGACAGUAGUAGUAGUAGCAGAAGUAGCAGCGAUGAGUCAGAUAAUGAAAAUAGUGGCGAUGAAGAAGAAAAUAGAGAAACACUAGAUAAACUAUCGGAUUCAGAAGAUGAAACAGAGUACUCAUUGAAGCAACUUCAACAAGAAGAACAGGAAAGAAUAAAAGAACAAAAACAAAAACAACAACAGAAGCAGAAAUUCAAUGCAAAUCAACUUAUUUCGGAAUUGGAAGGAUUGACUUCAUUGACCAGUGUAGAAUCAUUAGAUUAUCGUAUAUCUGCAUCGUUGUCAACAAAGAUACUGUUACUCUUGAGAAGAACAUUGGCGCAUCAGAACAACGAGAGACUGCCACUCUCACAACUUUUACAGCAACUUUCAUUCGGUGGACUAUCAUACAGUGAUUUGACACUCUGGAAAGAUAUUUCAAAGUUUAAUCAUCAAACACUCUCACAAAUCGAUAAAAUUGAAUCUAAAUCAACAAAUAGUAAUAAUAAUAAUAAUAAUAAUAGAAAUAGUACAAAACAACAAAAUCAACAAGUUACAAAGACAUUCCACGACUUUUUCAUUGAGAGACUGACGGAUGAGUUUGGUGAUGAUAUCGACAAGAUGAGAGGUGACACUGUUUACGAUGAUAAGAUGUUAUCGACCAUUCUAGAGGGUAUGGAAGUUGGAUCAUCAUACAUGUUGGUUAAAUUAAAGAUAGAGAGUCAGUCAGUCAGUCAGAGUUUGGAAAUGGAUUCACCAACACCGUCCUUGUCAAAGGGUGUAUUAAGAGCAUAUCUUUGUAAAAAAGGACAUGGUAAUAAAGAGAAUCAACAUCAACCACAAGGAAGAAUUCCAUUAUAUAAUUGUAAGGUACAGGAGUAUGUACAUAAUAAAAACAAUAAUCCAAGAGAAUUCUGUUUCAUAGUGGAAACGAGUGAAUCAAAGUCAUGGAUUAUCUCGGCAAGCUCAAAGUCACAGCAACUUUUGUGGAUCGACUCGAUUCGCGAAGCCGCCAAAUUCGCCGAGGAAUCGGAAGAGUCGAAACAGAUAAAACAUCGACAGAUCGAACGAUCGAUUCUCACCGACUCGAAGAAUAGACAGCGUCUUACCAUUAUCAAGCUGCUGUUGCUUGGCACCGGUGAAUCGGGAAAGUCGACGGUGGUCAAGCAAAUGAAGAUUCUUCACUCCAAUGGAUUCUCGGCGGAGGAGAAAGAGUUCUACAGACAACUGGUACAGCGAAACCUGCUCGAUGGUGUAACGAUUCUCGCGCGGAUCAUCAUGGAGAGCGGUAAUAUCGAGGUGGCUGCCGAGACACGGCUGGCGAUCACCCACUUUCUCACAUGGCAACAGGUUUAUGAGCAGCGACGUCCCACCACUCUCCGUCUGAAAGGUGUCACCUCCGCUUCGAACUCGCCAUCAAUGAGUUCACCACCCAACACUCCUCCCACCGCAGGCAUCACUCUUAGUGAUAGUUUCGAUCUCAAUCUAUCGAAUAAUAGUAUUAGAUCAUCUGCCAACUAUGAAAGCAGUUAUAAUAAUAAUAACAACUAUAAUAAUAGUCACUAUAAUAAUAAUAAUAAUCUUACAUCAUCGACAAGUUCAACAAAUUCUUUAUAUUUAUCAACUGAAAGUAAUAUUAGUCUUAGUAAUAGUUACAAUCCAAACAAUAAUAGCAACAACCACAACAACAAUAAUAAUAAUCAAACCGAUAAUGAUCAACAAAUUAAAUUACAACAACCAGAUAAUAUCAACUUUAGUAGCAUCAACAUUAGUAACAACAGUAUUUAUUUAUCAUCACCUAUCAACACAAAAGGACACAGCAGAAACAACAGUGACUCAAAGAAUAUAUAUCAUGUAGAGGAGAAUGGAAUACCACCUAUCAUUUCAAACUAUAUCACCAGUAUAUGGGCAGAUCCAAUAGUUCAAACCGAAGUAUUGGCUAAAGCACAACAAUAUCAUUUCCAUGAAUCAACUACAUAUUAUUUAAAUGAAGUUAAAAGAAUUGGAAAAGCAGGAUAUUCACCAUCGAGUCUAGAUAUUCUAAAGUCUAGAUCACAGACCAACGGUGUGGUAGAAACCGACUUUAAGGUGAUGGAAGUACUGUUUAGGAUUGUUGAUGUCGGUGGUCAGCGUGGAGAGCGCAAAAAGUGGAUUUCAUUCUUUGACGACGUCACUGCAAUCGUUUUUGUGGCGGCUAUCAAUGAGUACGACCAAGUAUUGGCUGAAGACAACUGUACAAACCGUCUUCAAGAGUCACUCAACCUUUUCGAUCAAGUCUGUAACGAUCCUAUCUAUCCAAAGACAUCUGUAAUUCUAUUCCUAAACAAAAUCGAUUUGUUCCGUGAGAAACUAAAGAGAACACCUUUACAAGUUUGUUUUCCAGAUUAUAAUGAUGAUCAAACCUAUGAUAAGGCAUCUAAUUAUAUAAAGAAUAACUUUUUAAGUAAAAAGAGAGCACACGAUCAUUCAAGACAUAUAUAUUAUCAUUUCACAUGUGCAACAGAUACCAAAUCUUUUGAAACCGUAUUCAACUCUGUACAAGACAUUAUUCUAUCGAAAACAUUGGAUCUAGCUGUCAAUUAA